Molecule: messenger RNA, 530 nt
Organism: Brassicogethes aeneus
Lineage: Eukaryota; Metazoa; Arthropoda; Insecta; Coleoptera; Nitidulidae
Source: the annotation of a GenBank genome assembly
GAUGGCGCCUCCCGUCAAGAAGCCAAAAGUCCAACCUUAAAUAUUUUCCAAAUGUCAAUAAACAAACGUAAAUAAUUGAUCAAUAAAAUGUCCAUGCCAAGAAAUCUACCGCAAAGCAAAGAAGCUCUUUUAAAAUCCUACAGAACGCGUCUUAAAGACGAUGUGAAAAGCAUGCUGGAAAAUUUUGAAGGCAUUGUUAAGCUUGCAAAGGGUGAACAUGAUACUCAGUUAUCAAGAAUGACACAAUGUGAGCAAGAUACAUAUGAAAUGCAUGUAAGGGCAGCCAACAUCGUAAGAGCUGGAGAAUCACUUAUGAAACUUGUUUCUGAUAUUAAACAGUACCUUAUUUUAAACGAUUUUCCUUCUGUUAAUGAAGCUAUUACACAAAACUCAAAAUUAUUCAGGACAAAACAAUCUGAAUGUGAUCAAAAGUUAAUGUCAUUGCGAGAUGAUAUGGCAGCAGAUUUAUACGAUUUAGAAGAGGAAUAUUAUAGUAGUAUUAAUAAAUAAUUUUACUUUAUUAAUUUAUU